UGACUGCCAUGACGUGCCAUCACGGCAGGGGAAAUGUAACAUGCGCAGUGCAGAUGGCGGCAGGGGCGGACAGACAACUCAUAGGGCCCCCCGGUCAAUAGGGGAUCAUGGGGCCCCUGUGUCCUUGCCCAAACUCAAAAAAUCCUAUGAAAAAGGUACCAGGGGCAUCUCAUGGGGCCCCCUACUGACCCUGGGCCCUUGGGCAGUGCCUGAGUUUCCAAAUGGUCAGUCCGCCCCUGGU
Molecule: messenger RNA, 241 nt
Organism: Staurois parvus
Lineage: Eukaryota; Metazoa; Chordata; Amphibia; Anura; Ranidae
Source: the annotation of a GenBank genome assembly